AUGAGCAAAGAAAAACCAAAUGCUGCGGCCAAAGGAAAGCCACGACUUCAAUUAAAAGGUCGAAUUUACAUGGCUAAUGUUACCGAAAUAAUAUCACUUCAAAGACCAGGAUCUUACAAAAUCCAAAUCUUCUGGAAAGGUGAUCCAGGUGUUGUCGACAACUUUUCCAUUCGCUAUACAAAUGAGGAUACUAUGCGCAAAUGGUACAAAGAUAUUGACACUCAGCGAGCUAUUCAAAACGAGGAAAGGGCCACCCGGUACACUGGCACCUCUGAAACAGAGUUCACCUACCUGAAGAUGGGACCCAAAAUUCAAAAUCCCUAUCAGGAGGAGUACGAAGCCGAGGAGGAGCUUUCUCGGGAAAAUACCAAUUUCUCAGACUUUUCAGUGUCUAGAAAUGCUUCAAGUACGAGUUUGCGGGCGCGGGCGCGGUCGGCUACAGGUGGUAGUAGCGGCUCUGGUCCAAUAUCGAGCCGACCUCAACGGUUUCCCAUGCCCGAACCACCUCUUUCGGUUUCGACCCAUUUCCCUAACGGGGCCAUAUCUCCCGGAGAUCGGAAUGGGAACUCCUAUUUCUCUCCAGUCACAGAGACUGGCUCUACACGUUCCAGCUCUCAGACCAUGUUUUCGUACUCACGCCAAGUCACACCAUCAACUCCUUGGAUGGAUGACUCUAACCGGUACACGGCUCCGGCAAUGCCAAGAGCAGCAUCGAGAGACGGCACAACCUCCAACCCAUACUUCAGCCACAAUAACCAAAGGGGCGCCCAGCGUCCCUCACUCCCACCCCUUUCUUCGUCCCAUCAUUCCCAACAUGGUGGAAUGUCUCAGUCCAGAAUGCGAUCUGCAAGCAGCCCUGACAUCCACCACCAUUCCAACGUACCCGACUCCCGCCGUCAUGUUAAUGGUCAUUGCAUGCAGGCGGUUGAUAAUGUCCCUGUUCCUCCUAUUCCCGCCCACAUGGCAAAUAUGAGAGCUCCCGUUAAUCGCAGCCAAACUAAUUCCCCAAUAAAUAACAAUCUUCCUAUCCGGUCCGCCACACAAUCACCAGGCGUUCAGCAACGUCAUGGGCACCCACAGGUCCCAUUCGCCGACGCACAGUUAUAUAAUCGGAUUGAUACUCGUUCACAGCCACCAGCCACAUCGAACCUCAUACAGCCCCCUCUAUCCUCUCCGAUGAGCCAAGACGGCGAGCAAGAACUCUACAUGCCUAGCCAAUUAAAAGCCAAAGUUAACUUCGAUGACAACUACGUUACAUUGGUCAUUGCAAGCAACAUUCUGUUCCGAUCUCUAACCGAUCGUGUCGACGCAAAACUUGCUCGCUUCACGGACCGGUCUAUUGGGAACAAAUCUGUGAGACUGCGGUAUCGAGAUGAGGAUGGAGACUUUGUCACAAUUGAUAGCGAUGAAGCUGUUCAACUUGCCUUUAUGGAGUGGCGCGACCAGCACCAGAACAUGUUGGCCAAUGGGCAGGUUGGGGAAAUUCAACUAUUUUGCCAAGCCGUGGAAAAUUGA
Molecule: messenger RNA, 1515 nt
Organism: Paracoccidioides lutzii Pb01
Exons: 2
Coding region: 1-1515 (504 amino acids)
Biological process (GO): septin ring organization; establishment of cell polarity
Cellular component (GO): cytoplasm; mating projection tip; nucleus
Molecular function (GO): protein binding
Source: RefSeq, a predicted model, not a curated record